Molecule: messenger RNA, 631 nt
Organism: Caenorhabditis elegans
Lineage: Eukaryota; Metazoa; Nematoda; Chromadorea; Rhabditida; Rhabditidae
Gene: dylt-1
Product: DYnein Light chain (Tctex type)
Source: RefSeq, marked reviewed
CUCUCACAAGCUCAACAUCAUGGCUUUGGCAGAGGAGGACGUUCACAUGAUCAUCAAGCAGGUACUCGACGAGGUUGUAGGCGCAAGCACCCAGUAUACCCACAAGGACAGUGUUCAGUGGAAUCAGAAGGCCGUCGAACAAAUAACGAAGAAGCUAGUGGCAGCGGGAAAACCAUACAAAUAUGUGGUUACCUCGUCGUUCCUUCAGAUCUCGAGCGGUUCCGGUCUCAAUGUUAGCACGAUUUCCUACUGGAAUAAAGUCACGGAUUCCUCGUACAUGUACCGUUGGGAAGCCAAAACAAUGCUUGCAAUCGUCUAUGUUUUUGCAAUUGCAAUUUAACAAUCCACAGCUUCAUCUUAUAUGUCUACUCUGGUUUUCCUCGUUUACCGCCAAUUCUCCCCUUAUUUCUGAUUGUUUUUUUCUUCCCCAUUCAUCACACACUAUCAUGUUUUAUAUUCAGACCUAUUACCUGUCCAGAAAAACUGAGCUGAAAAAAUCCGGACGAGCAGCUCCUUCACAUUCAAAAUCUUCCAUCAUUUCCCCCACUCAAUUCAUUUGUUUUGUCUUUGAUUUUCAAAUUUUUUGCCUUAUUAUUUUAUUGCUAAAUUAAUGAAAACUGUUACUCCUCAU